This is a messenger RNA of Lepus europaeus (European hare), 5060 nucleotides long. RefSeq names its product rabenosyn, RAB effector (gene RBSN). The coding region runs from base 269 to 2611 and encodes 780 amino acids. NCBI's taxonomy places the organism in Eukaryota, Metazoa, Chordata, Mammalia, Lagomorpha, Leporidae. Gene Ontology annotation, molecular function: metal ion binding. The transcript is spliced from 12 exons. The record is from RefSeq and is a predicted model, not a curated record.
AGCCGAUGAAGAUGGCGGACGGGGUUGUGUGAGGGACCGUGGAGGCCCAGAGCCGGGGCCCGAGGACGUGACAGCCCUGCGUGCCCGCGGGAGCCCGACGGGGGCUCCUGCUCCUGCAGAGAGGAAACCUCAGCCAGGGCCAUGACGAGGCCACUUCCCUGUCAUCCGUGUACGGCUCGGCUAAGUUAACGCUGCGGGAGCCUGGGGAGGAACCACGCUACUGUCGGCAUGAGGCCGCUGCCUUCCCAGAGCUGAGAGGGGCGCUGCCAUGGCCUCUUUGGAUGACCCGGGAGAAGUGAGGGAGGGCUUCCUCUGCCCCCUGUGCCUGAAGGACCUGCAGUCAUUCUACCAGCUUCAGUCCCAUUACGAGGAGGAGCACUCGGGCGAGGACCGCGAUGUCAGAGGGCAAAUUAAAAGUCUUGUCCAGAAGGCUAAGAAAGCAAAGAACAAGCUGUUGAAACGAGAAGGUGAUGAUCGAGCAGAAUCAGGGACCCAAGGAUAUGAGUCUUUCAGCUAUGGAGGGGUUGAUCCUUACAUGUGGGAACCCCAAGAACUUGGUGCUGUGAGAAGCCAGCUUUCUGACUUCAAAAAGCAUCGAGCUGCCCGAAUUGACCACUAUGUUGUUGAAGUCAAUAAAUUAAUAAUCAGGUUAGAGAAGCUCACGGCAUUUGACAGAGCGAAUACUGAGUCUGCAAAGAUUCGAGCAAUAGAAAAGUCUGUGGUGCCUUGGGUCAAUGACCAGGACGUCCCUUUCUGCCCAGACUGUGGGAAUAAGUUCAGCAUCCGUAACCGCCGCCACCACUGCCGCCUCUGUGGCUCUAUCAUGUGCAAGAAGUGCACGGAGCUCAUCAGCCUUCCCUUUGCAAACAAGCUCACCAGUGCCAGCAAGGAUUCCCUGAGCACGCACACCAGCCCCAGCCAGUCGCCCAACAGUGUCCACGGCUCCCGCCGGGGCAGCAUCAGCAGUGUGAGCAGUGUGAGCUCGGUCCUGGAUGAGAAGGAUGAUGACCGGAUCCGCUGCUGUACGCACUGCAAGGACACGCUGCUCAAGAGGGAGCAGCAGAUCGACGAGAAGGAGCACACGCCCGAGAUUGUGAAGCUCUACGAGAAAUUGCGACUUUGUAUGGACAAGGUUGACCAGAAGGCCCCUGAGUACAUCAGGAUGGCAGCAUCAUUAAAUGCCGGUGAGACAACCUAUAGUCUGGAACACGCAAAUGACCUUCGAGUGGAGGUGCAGAAGGUGUAUGAGCUAAUAGAUGCUUUAAGUAAGAAGAUCUUAACCUUAGGCUUGAACCAGGACCCUCCACCACAUCCAAACACUUUGCGGCUGCAGAGGAUGAUCAGAUACUCAGCUACACUUUUUGUGCAGGAAAAGUUGCUUGGCUUAAUGUCACUGCCAACCAAAGAACAAUUUGAGGACCUGAAAAAGAAAAGGAAGCAGGACAUGGAGAGGAAGAGGAUCAUGGAGAGACAGGUAGCUCUUGAGUCCCAGCGAAGACUUGAGGAAAGGCAGAGUGGCCCAACGUCUCGCACGGCCAACGGGGAGCUGGCAUCCCUGCCCAGGGGCCCUGCCCCUCUGAGAAAGGCUGAGGGCUGGCUCCCACUGUCGAGAUGUCAGGGACAGAGUGAAGACCCCGACCCCCUGCUGCAGCAGAUCCACAACAUCACGUCGUUCAUCGGGCAGGCCAGGGCUGCCGGCCGUAGCGACGAGGUGCGCACGCUGCAGGAGAACCUGCGGCAGCUGCAGGACGCCUACGAGCAGCAGCAGGUAGAGAAGGCCAUCGAGCUGUCCCGGAGGCAGGCCGAGGAGGAGGACCUGCAGCGGGAGCAGCUGCAGAGACUCCGGGAGCGGGAGUGGGAGCGAGAACUGGAACAGUUCCGGGUGGCGUCCCUGCACACGUGCACUCGGUCCCUGGACUUCAGAGAAAUUGGGCCUUUUCAGCUGGAGCCCAGCAGGGAGCCCCGCCCCCACCUUGCGUAUGCGCUGGAUCUGGGCCCUUCCUCAGGGCAGAGCAGCACGGCUCCCACGGCCUCUUCCCCCAGCCCAGCGCAGGGACCUGACCUAGUGUGGGCUGGGCCCUCAGCCUGCGGCCAGAAAGGCCCUCCCCAGGGUUCCACGUCUCAGCCAAACGAGGUGCCCUCCCUAAACCCCUUUGAAGAGGAAGACCUCGCCAGCCCCAGAGAGGAGGAUCCCACGCACCCUCCCGCUGCAGAGGCGUCCAUCAGCUCUGCAGCCCUUGUCCCAAAAGAGUAUAAUCCUUUUGAGGAAGAGGUCGUGGCAGGGAAUCCCUUCACAAGUCCAGACUCGCCGGCGCCCAACCCCUUUGAGGAGGAGAAGGAGUCUCCCCGCCUGAGGCCCUCCAGCCCUCCUGUCCCUGGCAACCCCUUUGAGGAGCCUGCCGGUCCCAACCCCUUCGAUGUGGACAGUGACAGCGGGGCUGAGGCCGAGGAGCCCAUAGAGGAGGAGCUCCUGCUGCAGCAGAUUGACAACAUCAAGGCCUACAUCUUCGAUGCCAAGCAGUGUGGCCGCCUGGACGAGGUGGAGGUCCUGACGGAGAACCUGCGGGAGCUGAAGCGCACCCUGGCCAGGCAGAAAGGGGGCCCCGACUGAGCAGCGGUGGGAGGGGCCUGGCAGCAGAAAGGCAGGUGGGAUUGGCAGGGAGGCGGGGCGGGAGUCCAGGUGCACAGUCUGCUGACGUGUGCUGUGCACUUUGAGGCAUUUCCACUACAGAUGAAUAAUAAAAUGGGAUCCAGAACAGGAGGAAUCAGCACUGAUGUGCUGCUUUUCCUUUUUUUUUUUUUUUUUUUAAAAUUGGAGGUUUUCCCCUUUCAAAGGGACUUCAUAUUCUCACUACCCAGGAGAAACUCUGUUGGGCCCAGGGCAGAAAUGGUGACCAUAUACCUCCUGGGUCCCUUUGCUGCUGCCGGGUUGGGUCUGCAGUGUUAGAGAGCAGCUUUUCCUAGGCCCGCCCUGGGCCGAGAAGGGCGGGAUGGAGUCCCUUAACUGCUCUGCUCUGGCCCCGUGGAAGUCAGUCUCUUGCGGGCCAUGGGUUCUGUUUCACCCAGGCCUGUGCAGCAGGGGGGAGAGGGGCUGCAGUGAGGGCAAGAGUCCAGAUCCAGGAAGAGCCCAGCACCUCUCUUUAAUAUCUUGCAGGAUCUGUUUGCCUCUCUGUAAGUUCCUGUUUGUUAAGCUCCCAGUGAGGGGUAGCAAGGUGGGUUUGAUCAUGAUCUUUUCAGAAAAUGGGCAUGGCUAAUGUUCUGGUUGAUUUUAGUAUUUGGGAAAAGAGUUUCUAUAUAUACAUGGUUCUGAUGGAAAUUGUCUAUCCCCAGAGAAACCUCCCUGCAGAGUUUUGGCAGAACUACUCUGCUGUGGGCCUCUUUGGAGGGCCCAGUGUGUAAUGUAGGAAUUGGGGUCAGGAAGCCUCCCGGAGUCACAGGAUAAACCACAAGCCAAAGCCGCUCCAUCAGCCUUCUUCCUUCGGAAUCAUCCCGUCCUGACCUGGGGCGCUGGUGAGAUCUGUUGCUACCGACACGGACAUCUGUGAAGAGGAUCAGCCCAGGGUCCUGGCGCUGGCUCUGCCGUGCUUCACCUCUGCACCAGGCAAAGGUAGAAAGGGAAUGGACUAACUGAGCCCUGGUGCUUCGGUUUCCAGGACCCUCAUGAACCCUUUGCUGACCUCUGACGUCAUGACACCCAGGUGUGCUUGGCUCUGGGUAGGGUUUCUGCAGUUACAGUUGCUAAUUAAUGAACAAUGGCUGACCACUCGUCACUUUAUACCCUCAGCUAACUCUGCGCCAUCCUUUGGUUACUGAUGUGAGAGUUAAUUCAUUUCAUGCUGGAGAAGAUCCUACUGAUAGUGGGAGUGGGAAUGGCUGAAUUCUCUGGGUGUAAAAACCUAUGUCGGCGCUAGUGAUAUUUCACAUUUUCUGGGUCUUUUUCUUUGGAGAUGUGGAAAUAGGGAAGGGUGGGGGUGUGUGUGGAGGACCCGUCGCCUCUGGGUUCUGUUCACAAACAAAAGGAAAAUGAAGUUCUGCAUGAAGCCGCUGACCAGCCCUUGUCGGCUGUUGCGGUGGCUUUGGGAAGUGGGGGAGCAGGUAGCUACGGCAGUGGUGGGGGUUUCCCCUCUCCCCCGAGGCCAUGCCCUUCAUGCUGUUGCUUCCUGACUGGAGAGUAGGUGGCUCUGCACCGGAAACAAGGCAGCUCCGGGAGCUGAAUGCCGCUUGCCGUCACACUCUGCUGUGAGAACGUGGCUCAAGUAGCUGGUGACUUCAGCUGAGGCUAAUCCACUAAAUGUACCCUUUCCUGAAGUCACCCGCAGGAAUCAUCUGUAAGUAAUUAACAGCAUCGGGGGAACAAAGGAAACCUCGGUAAAAGCUGUCUUAAAAACCCGACUUGCUGGCUGUAGUAAACCAAACUGAAAUCCCUGUGCUCUCAUUGCUUUUCCCCAUGGCUCUGUGUUCGUAUGUGAAUGUGAACAUGACGGGAGUUAAAAUUCUCCACCCCUUGGCUGUGCCAAUUCCCAGAAUUCAUGCAGGCACAUGGUUGACAGCAGGAAAAGCUGGCCUGUGUGUCGUAACCACUGCGUCAGGUUUUAGCUCACCUGACUGCAGCCUUGCUUCAUCUUGUCGUCCAUGAGCAGGUUCUGGAUGUGGCGUUGGCAGACCCCAGGCACUGAUCAUGGUCCUACAUGGAAGAGACUUCGGGGACUCGGACAUCAACGAAGUCGCUUCCUGCCUUUUCCCUUUUAUACCUCGUCUGUAUCCCCCGCCCCUGGUCUAAUACACUAAGGACACUUACUCACUGUACUCGCAGAUCAGUGUAUCUUUGCUGUUCAGUUCCUACAAUGUACCUGAGUCAUCCUGAGCCAUGCGGUGUGCUGGCCGUUGGCGUGGUUAGGUGGUGGGACUCAGCAUGAGAGGCGGGUCUGCAGCAGCUCAGACUGGAGCAGCAGGUUGUGCUGGUCGCCUGACAGUGACUGUCAGUCUGAGGGUCGUUGAUUUGCAUGCACUACUCUGAGGCCUUGUAUUGGAGCUUUUUUUAAAAAAUAAAAUAACACAUG